GGCUCUGUUUCUGAGAAGCACAUCUAAAAUCUCCGUCCUUUCCCCUCUCUAAUUUAGUUCUCUGUUCCUUUCUACAUCCGUCCAUGGUGGCCGUGGUGAUGGCGAUUCACACAAAUUAGGGUUUCUUUUUUCUCUUUUUGUAAGAAAUUGACCUCACACGUCUCGAUUCGAUCUCUUUCGUCUCUGUCAUCAUCAUCCCCACCGACAGCAACUCUCCAAGUCUCCGUAUUUCCGCGUCUGAUCAGCCAUUUGUCGCGUGCGACCACCCUGGUUAUUCAUGGCGUUGAAAUCCAGUUCUGUUGAUAAUAAAACCCGGAGCUCUGUACAGAUCUUUAUCGUUGUCGGGUUGUGCUGCUUUUUCUACAUUCUGGGUGCAUGGCAACGGAGCGGGUUCGGUAAAGGAGACAGUAUUGCUCUGGAGAUGACGAAGAGUGGAAUAGAUUGCAACUUGGUUCCCAGCUUGAGUUUCGAGACUCAUCACUCUGGCGAUUUGACCGUCGAUGAAUCAUCAAAGCCUGAGGCUUUCGAGCCAUGUGAUGCCCGUUUCACCGAUUACACUCCCUGCCAAGACCAAAGGCGGGCCAUGACUUUCCCGAGGGAAAACAUGAUUUAUCGAGAAAGGCAUUGCCCACCCGAGGAAGAGAAGCUUCAUUGCCUGAUACCGGCUCCCAACGGGUACGUGACUCCGUUCCCAUGGCCCAAGAGUCGUGACUAUGUGCCCUACGCAAAUGCACCGUACAAGGCCUUGACAGUGGAGAAGGCUAUUCAGAAUUGGAUUCAGUACGAGGGGAAUGUAUUCAGAUUCCCUGGUGGUGGAACUCAGUUCCCCCAAGGUGCGGAUAAAUAUAUUGAUCAGCUCGCGUCUGUGAUACCGAUGGGCAAUGGAACGGUUAGGACAGCAUUGGACACUGGUUGUGGGGUUGCUAGUUGGGGUGCAUACUUAUGGAGCAGAAAUGUCGUCGCUAUGUCUUUUGCACCGAGAGAUUCCCAUGAAGCGCAAGUACAAUUUGCUCUCGAGAGGGGUGUUCCCGCUGUUAUCGGUGUUCUCGGUACCAUAAAAUUGCCAUACCCUUCGAGAUCUUUCGACAUGGCUCACUGCUCUCGAUGCCUGAUUCCAUGGGGCGCAAAUGACGGGAUGUACUUGAUGGAAGUCGACCGUGUCCUUAGACCGGGCGGUUAUUGGGUGCUCUCUGGUCCGCCCAUUAACUGGAAGACCAACUACAAGGCAUGGCAGCGCCCCGAGGAUGAGCUUCAGGAGGAACAACGAAAGAUCGAGGAGAUUGCCAAACUUCUUUGUUGGGAGAAGAAGUACGAACAUGGCGAGAUCGCCGUUUGGCAAAAGAGAGUUAACGACGAGUCGUGCCGUUCAAGACAAGACGACCCUCGAGCAAAUUUCUGCAAAACCGAUGACCCUGAUGAUGUCUGGUACAAGAAAAUGGAGGGUUGCAUCACUCCGUAUCCAAUGGUAAGCAAUCCAGACGAGGUUGCCGGGGGCAAACUGAAGGUUUUCCCUGAGAGGCUCAACUCGGUGCCUCCAAGAAUCUCGAGCGGUUCCAUCCCGGGAAUCUCUGUCGAGGCAUACCAAGAGGACAGCCGUGAAUGGAGAAAGCAUGUAAAAGCGUACAAGAGAAUCAACAGUCUCCUCGACACUGGAAGAUACCGAAAUAUAAUGGAUAUGAACGCGGGUUUCGGCGGAUUCGCAGCAGCUAUCGAGUCCCCAAAGCUCUGGACGAUGAACGUAGUGCCCACGAUUGCCGAGAAAAACACGCUCGGCGUUAUAUACGAGCGAGGACUCAUCGGCAUUUACCACGACUGGUGCGAGGCUUUGUCGACGUACCCAAGAACAUACGACCUGAUCCACGCAAACCAUCUCUUCAGUCUGUACAAAGACAAGUGCGACAUGGGAGACAUUCUCGUGGAGAUGGAUCGGAUUCUACGCCCGGAAGGGGCGGUAAUAAUCCGGGACGAGGUCGAUGUUUUGGUGAAGGUGAAGAAGAUGAUAGGCGGGAUGAGAUGGGACUCGAAGCUGGUCGAUCAUGAGGACGGUCCUUUAGUCCCCGAGAAGGUUCUGAUCGCCGUGAAGCAGUAUUGGGUCGCCGGAGGAAACUCCACGUCAGCAAACUGAAGGAUUUCCGGCUAUCGGAGGAAACUCCAUCGUCACUCCAUCGUCGGCAAACUGAAGAUUUUCCGGCGACCGGAGGAGGGUUUUUGUUUUAUCAGAUGAAACCAUGAUUUAUACAGGGUUGAGAGGAAACCUUUUGAGAUGCAAUCUGUCUUUAAAAAAAAUUAUGAAACUAUUUUAUUAUUUAUGAUUAUUAUUAUUGAUAAAAUUUUGUUAGAUUUU
Molecule: messenger RNA, 2344 nt
Organism: Tarenaya hassleriana
Lineage: Eukaryota; Viridiplantae; Streptophyta; Magnoliopsida; Brassicales; Cleomaceae
Product: probable methyltransferase PMT2
Exons: 7
Coding region: 278-2125 (615 amino acids)
Cellular component (GO): trans-Golgi network; endosome; cytoplasm
Molecular function (GO): methyltransferase activity
Source: RefSeq, a predicted model, not a curated record